CAAACCUUCAAUCUGCUCAAAACCCAACCCAUGGAGAUCCCAGAAAAGCUUCUCAAGUUCAAGUUCCACUUCCUCUUUGCACUCAUUUUGUGCCUUACCCUUUACGCCAUAACCCUCAUAGCACCUAGAUUUCUGACCAUUUUGGCUUACUUUUGGCCUCUCUUCCUCUCCACCGCUCUCUUUCUCUUCGCUGUUGUUGUCUUCGGGAAGACCACGUUACCGGUUACCGAGGCUUCCGGUGAAGGCCUCCUGGAUUAUGUCGCCGGGCAACCGGAACACGUCGUAGAAAGUUACAAGUCCGCGGAGCAGAGCCAGAGUUGAGGAAAAAGAUCAGAAAUUUUAUUUUUUCUCUCUGUAAUUUCUAACUUUUUCCUUUUUGCUUGUUUUUUUUUCUCUUCCUUUUGGGUUGUAGUUGACAAAUAUAGUUGACGGUAAUUUCUGGGAAGAAUAAUGUCCUUAAUUGACAUAUGGGUCCCUUUCA
Prunus persica (peach) is the source of this 481-nucleotide messenger RNA. RefSeq lists its product as uncharacterized. The transcript has a single exon. Bases 31 to 321 code for a protein of 96 amino acids. NCBI's taxonomy places the organism in Eukaryota, Viridiplantae, Streptophyta, Magnoliopsida, Rosales, Rosaceae. The record is from RefSeq and is a predicted model, not a curated record.